Messenger RNA from Nycticebus coucang (slow loris), 5760 nucleotides. RefSeq names its product p21 (RAC1) activated kinase 2 (gene PAK2). The record is from RefSeq and is a predicted model, not a curated record. The coding region runs from base 337 to 1920 and encodes 527 amino acids. Gene Ontology annotation, biological process: intracellular signal transduction; regulation of axonogenesis; protein phosphorylation. Gene Ontology annotation, molecular function: ATP binding; protein serine/threonine kinase activity. Lineage: Eukaryota; Metazoa; Chordata; Mammalia; Primates; Lorisidae. Gene Ontology annotation, cellular component: cytoplasm. The transcript has 16 exons.
CCCAGGGUUGUGGCCGCGCGCAGCGGCGGCGGUUGUUCCGCUUCCCCUCCAGCCCGGGCCGUCGCCAUUGCCGAAGGCUCCCUCCCCUCCCUCCUGGCGGCCGCUGGGUUCCGCUGCCGCUCGGCCUAGCGGUAGCAGCGGCUGUGCUCCAGCGCGGCUCCUCUUCCCGCCCUACUUCCCCUUCCCUGCCCUCCCUUCCCCGCGCCGCGCGCUUGCCCUGGGCGGCUCCGCAGUCCGCCGGGAGCUCGGGCUGAGGCGGGGCUCUUUCCUCGCCAGGGUUUUUGGCCAGGACCUGGUUUGAACCCGCCACCUCUGGUCAUUUCAUAAUUCUGAAUCAUGUCUGAUAACGGAGAACUGGAAGACAAGCCUCCAGCACCGCCUGUGCGAAUGAGCAGUACCAUUAGUACCAUUUUUAGCACUGGAGGCAAGGAGACUUUGUCAGCCAAUCACAGUUUGAAACCUUUGCCCUCUGUUCCAGAGGAAAAAAAGCCCAGGAAUAAAAUCAUCUCCAUAUUCUCAGGCACUGAGAAAGGAAGUAAAAAGAAAGAGAAGGAACGGCCGGAAAUUUCUCCUCCAUCUGAUUUUGAGCACACUAUCCAUGUUGGUUUUGAUGCCGUUACGGGAGAAUUCACUGGCAUGCCAGAACAAUGGGCUCGAUUAUUACAGACCUCCAAUAUCACCAAGCUAGAGCAAAAGAAGAAUCCUCAGGCUGUACUUGAUGUCUUAAAGUUCUAUGACUCCAACACAGUGAAGCAGAAAUAUCUGAGCUUUACUCCUCCUGAGAAAGAUGGCUUCCCUUCUGGAACACCAGCACUGAAUGCCAAGGGAUCAGAAACAUCAGCAGUAGUAACAGAAGAAGAUGAUGAUGAUGAAGAGACUGCUCCUCCUGUUAUUGCCCCACGUCCAGAUCAUACAAAAUCAAUUUACACACGGUCUGUGAUUGACCCUAUUCCUGCACCAGUUGGUGAUUCUAAUGUUGACAGUGGUGCCAAGUCUUCAGACAAACAGAAAAAGAAGACCAAGAUGACAGAUGAAGAAAUUAUGGAGAAAUUAAGAACUAUCGUGAGCAUAGGUGACCCUAAGAAAAAAUAUACAAGAUAUGAAAAAAUUGGACAGGGGGCUUCUGGUACAGUUUUCACUGCAACUGAUGUGGCGUUGGGACAGGAGGUUGCUAUCAAACAGAUUAAUUUACAGAAACAGCCGAAGAAAGAAUUAAUCAUUAAUGAGAUUCUAGUGAUGAAAGAAUUAAAGAAUCCUAACAUAGUUAACUUCUUAGACAGUUACCUGGUGGGAGAUGAAUUGUUUGUGGUAAUGGAGUACCUUGCUGGUGGGUCACUUACUGAUGUUGUAACAGAAACCUGUAUGGAUGAAGCACAGAUUGCUGCUGUAUGCAGAGAGUGUUUACAGGCAUUGGAGUUUUUACAUGCUAAUCAAGUAAUCCACAGAGACAUCAAAAGUGACAAUGUGCUUUUGGGGAUGGAAGGAUCAGUUAAACUUACUGACUUUGGUUUCUGUGCCCAGAUCACCCCUGAGCAGAGUAAACGCAGUACCAUGGUAGGAACGCCAUACUGGAUGGCACCAGAGGUGGUUACACGGAAAGCUUAUGGCCCUAAAGUUGACAUAUGGUCUCUGGGUAUCAUGGCUAUUGAGAUGGUAGAAGGCGAGCCUCCAUACCUCAAUGAAAAUCCCUUGAGGGCCUUAUACCUGAUAGCAACUAAUGGAACGCCAGAACUUCAGAAUCCAGAAAAACUUUCUCCAAUAUUUCGAGAUUUCUUAAAUCGAUGUUUGGAAAUGGAUGUGGAAAAAAGGGGUUCAGCCAAAGAAUUGUUACAGCAUCCCUUCCUGAAACUGGCCAAACCAUUAUCUAGCUUAACACCACUGAUCAUGGCAGCUAAAGAAGCAAUGAAGAGUAACCGUUAACAUCGUUGGCUGUGGCCUCCUGUUCUUUUUCCAUUUUCUAAAAGAAGUCUUUUAACAUAUGAAAAUUAUUACUCUUUUGGGGGUUUAAAGAAAUGGUCUGCAUAACAUGGAGGGAAAAGCAAGCUACUAUUCUCUGAGGACAACAAAGAGAAAAUUGCAAAAGAAAAUUCUGACUUUAAAACAGAAAAACCCCUUUAAGGUCCAAAAGGAAUUGUGGACUGAAUCACUAGCCUUACGUAUUUCAGCAGACAAACUAUCAGGGCCAUUUAUCAUGCUUGAGAUUUGCAUUUUAUUUUGCUGACUUUGUUAUAAUAGGAUACCAUUCAUUGUCCCAUUUUGGGAUACUUUCAAUACUUGAAUGGCAGAUUCGAGUUUUUCAGAGAAUUUGUUUCAUCUGUUAGUCCUCUUUUUCUCUCCUUCACUAGCUUUCCUUUUCCCUGACUUGCUCCUAUUGAGUUGCUUUGAGAAAUUUUUCCUCAUGCCUAAAUUCAAGACAAGUGUGAUAGAAAUUAUGUAGCUCUUUGUAUUGGCAACAGAGCUCAUUAUGGUUUAACUUUAUAUAGACGUUAGGAGCAGCUACCGUUACACGUAAUGUUUCAGUUCAGAACUUGGCCUACAGGAAGGGAAGAAAAAGCAUGUGAUUUCUAGCUUUUUUAACAAUGUGAAAAAGUCAAUUUUAGAUAUGUCAUGGUAGUGAGUUUGGCAUUUCUUCCAUGUAUAGAGAGAAGACUACUAAUCUAUAUUUAUAACUAAAUCAUUGAAAUAGAAAAAAGAAUUCCAUUAAAUAUACAUUCUUACAAUUUUGUCUUCCUUUCCACCUAUUUCCUCUUCAGAUUUGGCUUCAGGAACCAAAAUGAUUUGUUCCUGUUCCAUCUUGGGCUUUAUGACUUUGGUUAGUGCUGGGACCUUCCCCUUCCUUCCUUUCUCCCCUUUCAUUUUGGAAAUAAAUUUUUGUAUAUGUUGCAAUUUUAGGUUUAGGUUUGUUUUUAAUUAACCCUCUUUCACUUCAUACAUAUCAUUCCUACCCCCUGUGCCAACUAAUACAAUAACCGUUGAAUUUUCAGAAUUUAUAAGUUAACUUUUUUUUCCAUUUAAAGGAGAAAAAUAUUUGGGACUAGUGGAGACAAAAUGAGAGACUUGAACCUUGGUGAGCUCUGAAAUAACUAGAUGAGAUUAUAUUCAUGUAAGAGAAACAGUAUUCCAGAGAAGCAGCUUAUGACCAGUAAACUAUAGAGAUAUGUCAUAAGUUACAUUGCUCCCAGCUCAUUACCAAUCUUUUACUAUCUGUGAGAACUUAAAUGAUAAAGUACUUCUUGAAUUGUUGAGUAACUUUAGUUUUUUGGUUAUUUUUUUUUUUCUCAAAUUUGAGAAUAUUCUUGUAAAAAACCGGAGAAAGGAAAAAAGAUGAAAUGUAUUUGUUGAUAGAAAUACUUUUUUUAUUUUAAAGAUUAAAAACAGGUCUGUGACCUGUAGCAUGAAUUAUUCUAGUGCCCUUUCUUGUCCCCUCCACUUCUCUUCUUCCCUCUCCUCUGUUUCUCUCCUUAUUUUCAGUUGUUUUAUUUCUUGAGUAGGUAUUGUUCCCUCUGACAGGCCUGGAAGCACAUAAAAGAAAUGCCUGGGGUUUGGUUCUGGCAUUUCAUUCACACCAUCCCCUCCCAAUUAAUUUCAUACCUGCUUGCUAUCUUGCAACAGUACAAAUCAUGAAUAAAAAUAAUGUUGCCAUUUUGGAGUAUGUUAAGGAAUCUAGUACGGUUUUAUUUCCUAUUACUCCCAUUAUAUCUAUGUUAAGAUACAAGUAUAAGGAGAGAAAUGGGUGUUUUUUAAUUGAUACGACAGCAAGAUUUUCAGAAAAAUGAGUAAAAUAAUUAAGGCAACUUACAUCUAGAGCACUUAAUGAUCUCCUUUCAAUAUAAUUCUUAAUUUCCUUUUUCUCUGGACUAUACUGGCCUUUUCCAGCUACUACUAAAUUAUAGGAAUGCACCGGUUUAUUUGUGGUGGAAAGCACAUCUUGAGUUCCGGAUUUGAACAUUGUUUCUGAACAGUUAUCUGGAUGGAUUGUGAUAAAGAAGAUGCUACCAAUGAAAUAGAAAACCAACUAUAUGAUAAGACUAUGAUCAUUAUGACCACUUGAGAAGGCAUUUCCAUCCUAAAUUAUAAAGGCCAUAUUCAUUGAAUAUGUACCAAUGCCCCAUUUUAUGCUUGGGACUCAACAAAGGGCUUUUCAGUUGAUAAGAAGCAGUUUGGGAUUUGUAUUUUCAGCUUUUUUGAUGGUCAUCUGCAUGUCCAUUGCUGGCAACGGACUUUGUCAUUAAAACCUGACUCCUAGGUUAAGGGAGCUACACUGUGGUUUAUUCUUUACUUUCUUGGAUAAACUAACCUGUGAUAGAAAUACGCUUUGGUUAAUUCUGAAAUGUGCCAUUUAAAAAAAAAAUCUUAAAAGCAAUACAGAUUUGUGAUUUAUUAGUUAAUUGUUAAUUAAAGUGUCCAGAUCUUGUUGAAAGAACAGUUAUAUCUGAAUCAAGAUUCAUGUUUUUUAAAAACAACUGCCUUUUGUAUAUCACCUUUUUAUCAUUUUAGAAUGAAAAUUCCCAUUUAAAUCUUGAAAGUUAUCUUAGUAGUCCUCUUAUUACUAGAACAAUAUUAUUAUAGUACUUAUUUAUUAUAUUUUAGAUUCUCUGGUGGUCUUAAAGUUUUCUUUUUCCUUUUGCUGCUUUUAGGGACAUUUAAUAUUGGGAAACCCUGAAAACGUUGAGCAUUUUAUCCUACCUAUAAGAAUAAACAAGUAAAGUGAUUGUGUAACGUGAGACACCAAGGCUAACACAACUCCAUCUUCAUGUGUUGAGUGCCUGGCAUAUAGAAUGAAUUCUCUUCGCUUCAAAAUAUAAAUAUUAAGCUGCUUAAAAUUCAUCUAGUAACCACCAAUCCUAAAUGAGCCUGUGCCUUUAACAAGCAAUUUUAAACUACCUAUGAGUGUUUCUUUGUAGGGCUCACUUAAAUAUGUGUUUAUUUGUAUAUACUGUACUCUAGCCAGAAGAAUUUUAGAUCUGAUCAGGUAGUAGCUAUAAUUAGAAAAAAUAGGUGCUCAAAGAAUUCACAUUAGUUUUAAAAUCUAAAAUUAUUAAGCUAUAUUGAGAUCGAUAGUGAAAUGUCAAAUUAUCAUUAGAUUAUAGCUAAAAUCCAGAUUAAUACUGUUUGGUUUUUUUUUUUAUAGUAGAAUUUCAUAGUAAUAUAAAAAGAUUGUCUUGUCUCCACUGCUCCAACAGUAGAUAUUUAAACAGUUAACAUCAGUUUUUCCCUGGUGUGUGCUUGUGUGUGUGUAAAAAAUAUGUAUGUAUAUGUAUACACACACAUUUUUUUCUCACUCAAUGCAUUUAUUAACACUCUGGCAAAGAUGCUGUGGUAAAUGAUGGAGUUACAAAGAAGAAUCAAGCACUGGCCUGGCCUUGAAAAAACUGAAGUCUUUCUCCUUCAUUGCAGAAUGUUGCCAAGAUAAGAGGCAGAAUGAAAUGUAUAAUAAUUCUGUCAAAUUAUCAUAUUAAGACAAUUACAUUUGGAAUUCAACAUCUUUGGUUGGAAUGUGUUGACUUUUUUUUUCCUGUUUUGAUAGAGAUGGAAUUAAGUGAAAGUGUUUUUCUAUUGUGUCUUCAAAUUUUAUAAUGCCUUUUAUUUUUAAUUUAAUCCCAUUCAAUUAUUUAAUUGUUACAUUGACAUUAACUGCUGUAUUUGAUGACUUUGUUCAAUAAUUUUGUUCUUUCAGGGCUAGAAAUAAACUUUUUUUUUUAAAUGUUUUUUCCCUUUCCUAAACUUAGAUUCUUUCUUUUGAGCAGAAUAGCAUAAAAG